AUGGGUGGGAAUCCGUUCCCCGAGGAUACGAUCCACGGGGCGUUCGUGGCGUCCGCGAACGCCGACCCGGAUGCGAUUGCGCUUCUCGGCGACGACGACGAGGGCACCCCGACGCUGUCUUUCGGUCAGCUCGCGGGUCUCUGCCGGGGCCUGGCGUCGCACCUCGACCGGGGAUCGCGAGGGGCGGAUCGAUGCGGGCCGCCCGUGUUUCGCGGAGAUCCGCGCGGCAUAGGGGUGGGGGCGUCCGCGGCGGUGUCGUUGGAUUCGAGCGCCGAGCUCAUCGUCGUUUAUUUCGCGGUGCUCAUGGCCGGUAAGGCUUUCGCGCCGCUCGAGACUUCCCUCCCUCCCGCGGCGCUCGACGGCGUGCUCACCGCGCUCGUAGAUGACGCCAGCCUCACGCAUCACAUCGUCGCCGCGAUCGCCCCCGACGGGGACCCGCCGACCCGCCCGGGCGUACGCACGCUGGCCAUCCGCCUGACGAGAUCGGGUUCCUCGUCGGGCGGGGGAGACGACGACGGCGAGCCGUCGCUGGAGGUGCGCGAAAGCGGGGUCCCGGUGACCUACAUCGGAUGCGACGGACGCGACGGCGUCGGCGGGUGGUGGGCGUCGGACCGUCACGCGCGCGACGGCCCGGACGAUGUCGCCCACGUCAUCCACACCGGCGGCUCCACGGGCCGGCCGAAAGCCGUGGUGUGCUCGCACCGCGGGUCCCUCCUCUCGCACGCCGCGCGGCGCCGCGCGCACCCGUACGUCACCGGCGACGUCACCGGCGUGUGCGUCUUUGGGGUGUGGGACGCGGCGUGCGCGCUCCUGGCGGGAUCCCCGGCGGCGAUGCUCCCGCCCGGGAUCAUUCGAGCGGGGGGCGACGCUUUGGCGGCGGCGAUGUCGGCUCGGCGGGUGACGCGGACGCUGCUCACGCCGUCGCUCGCCAAACUUCUCCUCGCGGCGGCGGCGGAGUCGGAGGCGGCCGUCGAGGCGCUCGCGGGCCUUCGCGUCCUCGUGCUCUGCGGCGAGACUUCGUCGCCGUCGCUCGCGGACGACUUGCUGCUCCGGAUGAACCCCGCUCGUCGCCAAACGCCCCCCGGGGUACUCGCCAACCUGUACUCCACGUCCGAGGCGCACGACGUCGCGCUCGAGCCGAGCCUCAGCCUCGGGGUGCCGACGACGACGUGCGGGUCGCCCCACGACCACGUCGAGCUGGCCGUCGCGGACGACGACGGGGGUUUAAUCGCCGAACGGGGGAAAGAGGGGUGGCUACACGUCGCUGGUGACGGCGUCGCGGCGGGAUACCUCGGCUCGCACGGCUGGGAUGCCACGAGGCAAAGGUUCGUGUCGAGGACGUGGGCGCCGAUUGCGACACAACCGGCGACGACGAGCGAAGCGAGGACGUGGUACGACACAGGGGAUCGCGCGAUGAUUCUGGCGGACGGCCGUCUGGCGGUGCUAGGACGGGGCGACGCGGGGGCAGGCGGGCGGGUGAAGAUACGGGGGAAGCUAGUCGACCUCGCGGGGGUGGAGGAGGCGCUGGAAGAUCACCCGCUGGUCGAAGCUUGCGCGUGCGUCGCUCGGGCGCUUUCUCGGGACGGUAUCGGUGUCCGGGCCGUCUCUGGACCGUCUCCGGAAGGUCCGCCGGCGUCGCUGGUGGCGUUCGUGAAGCGCAGAAGACGUCUACGGGACGUCGGAACGGGCGCGGAGACGGAGGAAAGGGAAGAAGGAACCCGGAAGGAGCAACGGCGGGAGGAAAACGAUGAGGACGGGGAGGAGGACGGCGAGGAGGAAGGGCAGUUGAGGGCGUGGCUGGCGGACAGGCUGCCGCGGUGGAGCGUUCCCGCGAGGAUCGUAUUCGUCGACGGCAUCCCGCUCACCGCCGCCGCCGCGUCGUCGGCGCCCAAGCGCGACAGGCGAGCGUUGGCGAACGUGCCGCUCCCGCCGGCUCCAUCGACUCGUCGGCCGCGUCUGACACGUGUCGAACACGUGUCGGACACCGAAGCGCCACGUCAGCGCUCGGGUCACGAAGAGGUGGUCGCCGCCGCGGUCCGGCUCGCGGCGAAUACCCUCGGAGUAUCGCCGGCAUCGGACCCGUCGUCGAAUGGGACUUCACUGACGAUACACGGGGAGAGCGGCCUCUUCUCCGAGCUCGGAGGCGCCUCUUUGGAGGCGCAGGCGCUCCUAUUCGCGCUUCGUUCGGCGCCGGAGUUGAAUCCUAACCCUGAAUCCUACCCGAACCCUACGUACGCGUGGGAUCGAAUCACGCCGGCUGACGUCAUCGCCGCGGAUACCCCCGCCCGGAUCGUCGCCGCAGCCGCGGAAGCCGCAAAGGGUACGACGGGUACGACGACGGGCGGCGGGGCGCUGACGGCGCGCGGGUUGUUCGCGGAGGCGGCGGGGGUGGCGAACGAGCUGGGAAUCGGGAUGUGGAGCGCCGACGGCGGGUGGCGAGACUACUCUCGGCGGGUGGAAGACGCGACGAGUGGGACGACGACGAACGGGGCGUCGAACGGGACCGGCGCGUCGAUUCGGAGCGCGAAAGGGGUCCUGCUGACGGGCGCCACCGGCCUCCUCGGUCGUCGGCUGAUGACGGAGCUGCUGGCGCGGAUGCGCGACGACGCCGAGUUAAUCUGCCUCGUCCGCGGCGCCGACGACGACGUCGCCGCGGCCCGGCUGGCGUCCACGCUCUCAUCCUCAUCCUCUUCCUCUUUUUCUUCCGAGAUUCCUCCACAACACCCUAGCACUAACCCCGAGGGUGUCUUGGACCCUCGCGUCCGGGUCAUCGCCGGCGACGCGGCGGCUCCGAGGCUCGGACUCUCUUCAAAGGCUUACGCACAGCUGGCGUCGAGCGUGGACGUCAUCGUUCACGCCGCCGGCGUCGUCAGCGCCGUCGCGCCUUACGCGAGCGCGGCGUUUGGUAACGUGGCGCCGGCGCGGGAGAUGAUUCGCCUGGCGUUGACGCGGCCGGGGCGGAUCGCGGUGCACCACGUCUCCUCCAGCGCCGCGCUCCCGCCUCUCGGAACGCCGGCCGCAGCAGAGGAGAAGUACUUUUACGGGGUGAGCGGGAACGCAAAAGGGGUAGGGGAGGAUGGAGACGGGAAAGGGGAGGGAGCGACGUUCUGGUCGGAGCGAGCCACGUCCGGGGGCGAGCCCCUCGCGGCUCUGGCGUCCGCCGGGGGAUACGACACCGCGAGGGUCCACGGCGGGACGUGGCAGGGAUACUCGCAGGCCAAGUGGGUGGCCGAGAUGUUGGUGUGGGCGGCGGCCAAAUCCGCGGGCGUGCCCGUCUGCGUCCACCGCCCGGGGAACAUCGGGCCGUGCGCGGUGACCGGCGAGGGAUGCGAGACGGACGCGACGCUAGCGUUGGCGUGGGCGACGUGCGCCGGGGCCGAGCGCACGGGCAAACAGUCGGAGGUUGACUUUGCGAGUCGGUCGACUCUCGGCGGGGUGGGAACGACGUGGCGGCUGUGGUGGACCCCCGCCGACGUCGUCGCGCGCGCGGUGGCGGUCGUGGCCGGCAUGACCGGGGACGCGUGGGGGAACAGGGCGCUGCACAUCGACCCGUCGGAUCCCCCGCCAGCGUCCGCGCUCUUGAACCGCGCGUGGGCGCGAAUGAGGUCUGAUCGAACGUGGCCCGAUCGAACGAGGUCUGAUCGAACGCGGCCCGAACCGACUGGAACGGUGUUCGAACCGACGGUGUCCGAUCCGAGUCACGGGACGCGCGAGGAGGAGCGUGAUGGUGGCUGGGACGAGGAGGACGUUGAACUCGGACCGUGGCGUGAGGCGCUCGUCGCGGGUCUCGCCGCGUUCCCGCCAUCUCUCCGAGGCGCUGCUCGAAAGGUGCGUUCGCUGAUGUCGUUGAAGUCCGGUCUGUCGGGGGCGAUUGGACGAGCCGAGCGACGCAUGGACACGGCCGAGCUGCGUUCCAUGCUGCGUCGUUCGGAGGAGGGCGGGGACGGGUUUAUGGACGUGUCGGAGGAGGUUUUGGGGAGAUACGUCGACCGGUUCGCGCGACUCGUUCGUAACGGCUAG
This is a messenger RNA of Micromonas commoda, 4020 nucleotides long. Its product is annotated as acyl-coa synthetase/dehydrogenase. The transcript has a single exon. The record is from RefSeq and is a predicted model, not a curated record. Bases 1 to 4020 code for a protein of 1339 amino acids. NCBI's taxonomy places the organism in Eukaryota, Viridiplantae, Chlorophyta, Mamiellophyceae, Mamiellales, Mamiellaceae.